Messenger RNA from Vicia faba (fava bean), 2064 nucleotides. Lineage: Eukaryota; Viridiplantae; Streptophyta; Magnoliopsida; Fabales; Fabaceae. The record is from the annotation of a GenBank genome assembly.
AUGAAUGAUCAUAGAUCAAAGAUGAUGAUAAUAUCUCCAGGCUUAUUACCAACUGAAUCAUUACUAGAUUCAUUGGUUUUAAUAUCCAAUGAAGUUAGUUCAAUUGAAAAUUUUCCAUUAGUACAAAUAAAAAAUGUAUCUUCCAUGAUAAGAAGGAUCAAGCUUCUUUCAUCAUUGUUUGAAGAGAUUCAAGAAUCCGAUACACCGCUUCCGCCUUCGUCGAUUCUUUGUUUCACAGAACUCUUUUCCAUGAUCACAAGAGUGAAGAUUCUGAUUCAAGAAUGCAAAGAUAGAAGCUCUCUUUGGAGUCUAAUACAAUUAGAAUUCGUUUCGAAUCAGUUUUUCGUGCUUGUGAAAGAAUUCGGAAGGGCUUUUGAUAUUCUUCCUUUGAAUUUGCUUCAUGUGACAAAUGAUAUAAAGGAGCAGAUUGAGCUUUUGCAUAGACAAUCUAAGAGAGUUGAAGUUGAAUUGUUUAUUGAUCCUAGAGAGGUUCAAAGAAGAGAAAAACUUUUGGAAGUAAUGUCGAAGAAUUGCUUGCAGAACAAGAAAACUAAUAAAGGGUUUAUUGAUUUUGUGAAAGUUGAAGAGAUAAUGAGUAGCAUUGGUUUGAGAACAUUAUCGGAUUACGUCGAGGAAAUAUCGAAAUUAGAGGUUGAAGCACAGAGUCAAGCGGGGACAGGAGGACUAAUCGUGGUCUCGAAUAUAAACAAUCUCAUGCUGCUCGUUUCGUAUACGAAAUCAAUGGUAUUCAGAAACGAAGAUGAAUCAGAAGAGUGUAGGCCAUUAUCUAUGUUUCUAUACAACAAAACUAAAAUACAUGAUAAUGAUAGUACUUUUUUAUCAUCAUCUUCUUCUCGGUCGAUGGUUAGUAUUCCGGACGAAUUUCGCUGCCCGAUUUCACUAGACCUAAUGAGGGAUCCUGUGAUUGUUUCAUCAGGACAUACUUAUGAUCGAGUUUCGAUUGCGGAGUGGAUAAACUCGGGUCACAAUACUUGUCCUAAAAGUGGACAAAGACUAAUUCACACUGCUCUCAUACCAAACUAUGCAUUGAAGAGUCUUGUUCAUCAAUGGUGCUACGAAAACAAUGUCUCGGUGAACGAAAAUAACAGUAGUAGCAAAAGGCACAAGAAUGAGAAUGCAAUUGAUCACAUUUCAGCAAACAAAGCAUCAAAAGAUGCUGUCAAAAUGACAGCAGAGUUUCUUGUUGGAAAGUUAGCAACUGGUUCGACAGAUAUCCAAAGACAAUCCGCGUACGAGAUUCGCCUCCUCGCGAAAACUGGUAUGGACAACCGAAGAAUCAUAGCCGAGGUAGGCGCGAUUCCGUUUCUAGUAACACUUUUAGUAUCUAAAGAUUCAAGAAUCCAAGAACACGUGGUGACAGCGUUAUUCAACCUAUCGAUCUACGACAAUAACAAGAUUCUAAUCAUGGCUGCGGGAGCUAUUGAUAACAUAGUCGAAGUACUCGAGUCGGGGAAAACAAUGGAAGCGCGAGAAAAUGCUGCAGCAGCUAUAUAUAGUUUAUCAAUGAUAGAUGAUUGUAAAGUGCAAAUUGGAGCAAGUUCUAAGGCAAUACCUGCAUUAGUAGGACUAUUAAAAGAAGGUACACCAAUUGGAAAAAAAGAUGCUGCUAUUGCAUUGUUUAAUCUUGCAGUUUAUAAUCCUAACAAGUUAAGCAUUGUUAAAAGUGGAGCAGUUACUUUACUUGUUGAGUUGUUGAUGGAUGAUAAAGCUGGGAUAACCGACGAUUCGUUGGCCGUGCUGGCCGUGUUGCUAGGUUGUUCUCAAGGGUUGGAAGAGAUAAAGAAUAGUAAGAGUUUGGUGCCAAUUCUUAUUGAUCUUUUGAGAUUUGGAUCAGUGAAAGGGAAGGAAAAUGCAAUAACACUUUUGCUUGGAUUGUGUAAAGAAGAAGGAGAAUUGGUUGCAAGGAGAUUGUUGGCAAAUCCAAGGAGUAUUCCUUCUCUACAAAGUUUGGCUGGUGAUGGUUCUUUGAGAGCUAGGAGAAAAGCUGAUGCAUUGCUUAGGUUGCUUAAUAGGUGUUGUUCUCAACCUCAUCAUUCUUUGUGA